Molecule: messenger RNA, 901 nt
Organism: Alosa alosa (allis shad)
Lineage: Eukaryota; Metazoa; Chordata; Actinopteri; Clupeiformes; Clupeidae
Gene: nccrp1
Product: P1, F-box associated domain containing
Exons: 6
Coding region: 19-777 (252 amino acids)
Biological process (GO): glycoprotein catabolic process; SCF-dependent proteasomal ubiquitin-dependent protein catabolic process
Cellular component (GO): SCF ubiquitin ligase complex; cytoplasm
Molecular function (GO): ubiquitin protein ligase activity
Source: RefSeq, a predicted model, not a curated record
GGCAGGGAUUGUAAAAGCAUGAUGAUACCCUUCCUGGUCUCACUUACAGGCAUUACAGUCGGAGGCACAAUGGCGGACUGGAAGGAGAAAUGCGAAAAUGAGUAUCAUCUGAAGUCCAACGGAAUUUCGAUGCCUGAUAGUGUUGACUGGAAGUUGGUCUAUGAAAAGAAACCCCUAGGACGAAAUUUACUGAAGAAUCCUGCUCCUCAUGGCGUGACUCACCAUGAACCACCGCCGGAGCCUGAACUGUCAGAGGUCCCGCCAGACUACAGCAACGCACCUCCACCCGCUGAACCCAAAGGUGAUUAUUCGGGAUGGACCAAAAGUAGAGGGGAGAUGUUCUCUGAAGAUGCGAACAUACCUCCAGGCGCUGUAGUUUGCUAUCUUCCCCAGUUCAGCUGGCUCACUAUGGAGCAGCGUGUGGAUCUCCUAGCUGAGGGAUUAUGGCCAGAACUGCUUGAUGACUUCCAACCAGCUAUUGCAAUUGAUGACUGGUAUGAGGAGAGUCAGAUCCAUGAGUCCAUCUACCAGCUUCAGGUGAGGCUGCUCGGAAGCGAUGGACAGACGGUCAUCAAGGAGUUCACCAGCAAUCCCCGGGAGGACCUGGAGAAUUACUCCCACAACUGGAAACAGGUUUCCCACGUCUUCUCAGGCUACGGCCCUGGGGUCAGAUACGUGCACUUCCUGCACAGGCUGAAGAACAGCUUCAUGGUUGAGUUUCACUCCACCCUCGUCACUGGAAGCUCUGUCAUUGUAAAGCCUUCCAAGUCAAGUUAAUAUGGAAAGACGGUGGCAUACAGAUUCAAAACGUGCCUUAUCCAGUGUUAACCCAGCAACAGAUAUGAAGAAAAAAAACACUCCACACAAAUAUAACUCUACAAAAUAAAAGAUGUUUAAUAUA